AUGGAUAAGCAGGUCGCGAACGCCAUCUCGUCACUCAAGGGUCUGCCCAUCCGGGCUGUCUUCACAGCCAUAUGGGACAACCCCACGCGACGACUCACCGCAGUGGGGGCCUUACUGGCGACCUAUCUGACGAUGGUGAAGGCACUGCGUUUUCAGCGGGUGCGCAGCCUCAACAAGAAGUAUAAACGGUACUCGACGCGGGAGUCGAUGGCUCACAUGACGGACCACGACGCUUGGGAGAUCCAGAAACGCAUCCUGCAGCUGGAGUUUCCUUUCAGUGCACUGAAAGCGCUACAGUUUGCAUUGUUCCGGACCUACGGAAUACCCACCAUCUCCUCCCUCCUCCUCAAAACAUCCCAAUUCUCCAACCCCGCAACAUCCUUCAAACGCUACGCCGACACGGGUGCUCUGAUCGGCCAGUUCAUGGCCUUCGAGCCGUCUUCCGAUCGCGCGCGCACCUCCAUCGCCCGCACUAAGUUCCUGCACACUGGCUACCGCGCCAGCGGCAAGAUCCUCGAGGAUGACAUGCUGUACACGCUGAGUCUGUUUGCCAUUGAACCCGUGCGUUUUGUGGAGAUGUUCGAGUGGCGGUCCAUGACCGAGUUGGAGCGCUGCGCGAUUGGGACGUACUGGAAGAGUCUGGGGGAUGCGUUGGGAAUCAGCUUCGAGGAGCUGCCGUCCGGAAAGACGGGGUUCCGGGAUGGGUUGCAGUUCCUGGAGGAGAUCACCGUGUGGAGUCAUGCUUAUGAGGAGAGGUGUAUGAAGCCUGAUGAGACAAAUCGGGCGGUCGCUGACAAGACGAUGGAUGUACUUGUGUUUGGGAUGCCGAAGUUUGUGCAACCUAUGGGGGUCAAGUUUGCUUCUUGCAUGAUGGAUGAAAGAUUGCGAAAGGCUAUGCUGUACGACCCACCACCACAAACCUACCGAAUCAUAUUCUCAUCUAUCCUGGCCAUCCGCAAAUUCUACCUCCGGCAUCUGUCCCUCCCCAGGCCUUACUUCCUCCGCCAGGAUGUCUUCAGCGACAAGGCGAAUGAACAGGGCCGACACCACGUGCGCAUAUGGGAAGGCCCGCCCUACUAUGUCAAGCCAACAUUGUGGAAUCGUUGGGGCCCUGGCGCGUGGAUCAGUCGAGCUCUAGGUGUACCGGUUCCCGGGGACGAAGGCGACAAAUACUAUCCCCAAGGUUACGACACCGUAGACCUUGGGCCGAAGUACUUUCAGGGCAAGGGGCGGAAGACGACACAGGAAAUCAAGGAAACGCUUGAGAAAACCCGGAUGGGGCAGUGUCCGUUUGCACAACAACGAGAGCCGUCCUAUAUGAGAGAAACACUCCGCCCUCCGGGCGUGGGUUCGCCCUCGCCCACGCCCAUACCGGAAAAGCGCCGGACCAAUGACCUGGACGCUUGGAUCCUCGGCAGCGGCAUUCCCUCUCUGACCACCGCGGUGCACCUCAUCCAGGAGGCCCAUGUGCCUCCAGAGCGAGUGCACAUCAUUGAGACAGUGGGGGUCGUGGGCGAAGGCACCGUUAUCGCGGAAACUCCAGAUGGAGGGUACGACUUGCGCGCGGGCGCCAUGCCGCUCUUCAACGAUGUGUGUAUGGAACGCUUGCUGUCGUUGGUGCCGUCGCCGACGGAUCCGCUCAAGACCGUGCUCGACACUAUCCACGACUUCAACGAGGCCAAGCCGUUACCCAAACGCACGAAUACACGACUACUGACGCGCCAAUCGUCUGGACUCGCGCGUGUUGAUCCGAGACGAGUGGGUUUGGGCUUGCGCGACCGCAUGGAUCUGUUCGUGUUGGCAUCGAAGACGGAAAAGAACCUGGGGCGAUCGCGCAUCCACGACUAUUUCCAUGGAAGCUUUUUUCACAGUAACUACUGGCUUACACUUGCCACGACAUUCGGCUUCGAGCCCUGGCAUAGCGCUACCGAGUUCCGCCGCUGCCUGCGACGGUUCAUGCCCGACGUGCACGAGCUCAACGAUCGACAGCUGCUUGACCACCUUCCGUACAACCGGCAUCAUGCGAUCAUCGAGCCAAUCGGCCAGUUUCUGAAGUCGCGGGGUGUCGACUUCCGCUUCGGCACAAUCGUCAAUGACAUCAUCUUCGACCCGCCCCAUACCAACAGUCGGGUGGCGGCCAUCCGAGCGACCAAGCAUGGCGGACCGGAGACAACAAUCGAGGUCAGCUCCAACGACAUCGUGAUCGUCGCUGUGGGAUCCACAUUGUCGGGCCGGGCGACCGGGACGAACGACAGCGUGCCAUCGCUCGAUCGAGUAGAGAUGGAAAAGGUCCUGAACGAGAACUGGCUCCUGUGGCUCGAACUAUCAACCAAGAACCCCAUCUUCGGCAACGCAUACAAUUUCUGCACGCGGACGGAGGAGUCCCGCCAAGGGUCGUUUACCAUCACGCUUCGGGGCCCCGGCCGCGACUUCAUCACCCGCUUCGUCGAGCUCACGGGCGACCAACCUGGCAUGGGACCCUUGGUGACCCUCCGCGACAGUAACUGGCUCCUCAGCAUCAACAUGCCCCACCAGCCAGUCAUCCCCAAUCAGCCCGACGACGUCGCCAUCCUCUGGGGAUAUGCGCUACACCCGGAGGAGCAGGGCAACGCGGUGAAGAAGCCGAUGCUCGAUUGCACAGGUCGCGAGGUCAUGACGGAGAUUCUGCACCAGCUGGAGUUCCCGCUCGAGGACAUCCUGGACAACUCGGUCACGACGCCGUGCGUGGUGCCGCGCAUGGUGGCUCCGCUGCUGGCGCGGGGGGUCGAAGACCGGCCGUUUAUCGUCCCCGAGGGCGUGACCAAUAUGGCGCUGAUUGGGCAGUUCGUGGAGAUCCCGAACGAGGCAGUCGUUGGGAUGGAGUACACCGUGCGCGGGGCGCAGAUGGCGGUUCAUCAUUUGAUGGGGGUGGAGGGGGGUAUGCGGAGGUCGAAGCAUACAUCUGCUAUAAACAUGUUGGGGUUGUUAUAG
Aspergillus campestris IBT 28561 is the source of this 2970-nucleotide messenger RNA. RefSeq names its product oleate hydratase. Lineage: Eukaryota; Fungi; Ascomycota; Eurotiomycetes; Eurotiales; Aspergillaceae. The coding region runs from base 1 to 2970 and encodes 989 amino acids. Gene Ontology annotation, molecular function: FAD binding; oleate hydratase activity. The transcript has 5 exons. The record is from RefSeq and is a predicted model, not a curated record. Gene Ontology annotation, biological process: fatty acid metabolic process.